Messenger RNA from Vicia faba (fava bean), 1164 nucleotides. NCBI's taxonomy places the organism in Eukaryota, Viridiplantae, Streptophyta, Magnoliopsida, Fabales, Fabaceae. The record is from the annotation of a GenBank genome assembly.
AUGGCGCGCCCAAUCGAGUAUAUCAGUAGCAUUGACGAUUCGAAGAAUUUGUGGAAGGUUGCUGUUAGAUGUAAGCAUCUGUGGUAUGUUACCAGUUCUCAGAAUAGAGAGCACUUAGAGCUUAUUCUGUUUGAUUCAAAGUUGGAUUUGAUUCAAGCCAUUGUGCCAUCUUAUUUGGUAUCAAAAUUCAAAACACAGCUUGAACUUGGUUGUUCCUACAUAAUGCAGAAUUUCAAAGUUUCCAGCAAUGAUUUCUCCUUCAAAUCCACUGAUCAUAAGUUCAAAUUGAUUUUCUGUGGUUCAACUUCCGUCAAAAAGGUCCAACUUGCUGACAUACCUCUGAACCACCUCAAGUUAAUUGGAAUAAAUGCUAUUAUUGAGGGUAAAUACAGAACGAAUUUGUUAUAUGAUAUAAUUGGUGGGGUUACUGAAAUAUCCCAAGCCCAGAUAAUUCCUGAUAACAACAAAAGCAAGGUUGUGUUUUCAUUAACUGAUCUGAGCAAACAUCAUGUGCAAUGUACUCUUUGGGGUAAAUUAGCUGUGCAACUGAAUGAGUAUUAUACGACUCAUAAGGCUGAUGGUAGUAUUGUUCUCCUACUUAUGAAUGCAAGGAUCAAGGAACCUCAAGGAAAUUAUCCUUUAAAUGUAUUAAAUGCUUGGAACGGCACAAAACUGCUCAUCAAUGAUUUGUCUAUUGAGGAGGUUAAAAACCUUAAAGAGAAACUUAAAGAUGAUCUGCCGACGCUCUCAUCCUCGAGCAUGCAAAUGGAAACCACAAAUACCUCUGUUUUUUCUGAUUUGGACAAAUUUGUAUGGAAAGCUGAAGUGUUGAGUCUGUCUGAUAUUGCAUAUCUGCAGACUGAAACUACAUGUGUGACUGUUGCGACUCUGGAGAAGUUUGAAUGUGGGCAGUCAGGAUGGUAUUAUGAUGGAUGUAGUGAAUGUACCAAAAGUGUGACUUUGAAGGAUGGAAAAUUCAUGUGUUAUUCCAAACACAUCAGUUCUGAGCCAGUCCCAAGAUUUAAGCUUGAAGUGCUUGCCUCCGAUGGAAAGUUAAAAUACAAGUUCGUAUUUUGGGAUGUAGAUUGUGUAAAGUUGAUUGGGAAGUCCGCCCUUCAGAUGAAGUUGGAUUUGAUGGAGAUUAUGCAUAGCAGAAAUCCAUGA